Messenger RNA from Gopherus flavomarginatus (Mexican gopher tortoise), 2461 nucleotides. RefSeq names its product osteoglycin (gene OGN). Lineage: Eukaryota; Metazoa; Chordata; Testudines; Testudinidae. The transcript is spliced from 7 exons. The coding region runs from base 271 to 1167 and encodes 298 amino acids. The record is from RefSeq and is a predicted model, not a curated record. Gene Ontology annotation, molecular function: protein binding.
UGCUAGCACAGCCUUCUUUACCUCAUGGGAAGUGUUUUAAGGCUGACAAUCUCUGAAGUAGUAUUCAUUUCAGCAUCUUGGAAAUAAACCACAGCUUUACUUUCUUAUUCAGCCACGUGGGAUUAAUGCAUAGAUAACAAUAUCUAUAUUGAAGAAAAUCACAGGAGAACUCAAACUCUGCUACAACGUCACAAAGAAAGUGUUCUCGAUAGUCAACACUACCAUUUCUUCUCCAGCUCAGAAAAAGCCAGACUCAUUUUCUCUGCUAAAAUGACGACUUUGCAGACCAUCUUUUUUUUAUUUUUCAUUGUGCCUUUGGUGAAGUUAGUACCACCAAUUCAACAAGAGUCACUCAAUCUUUAUGAGUAUGAUACAGACAUUUUUGAAGAACUGUUUAAACAAGAUUAUGAAGACAAAUCCCAGGAUGCAAUAAAGAAAAAGGGAAAAGAUGGCAUGAUUCUUUCUCCUGACUCUAACAUACAACUGGAACUGCAGAGAGAUGAGAGUGUACCUAAAGUACGACCAACCAAAGAUACAAAUUUGCCCACUUGUCUGCUGUGUGUGUGUUUAAGUGGAUCGGUUUACUGUGAAGAAAUUGAUAUUAUUGCUAUUCCCCCUCUGCCAAAGGAAACAGCCUAUCUUUAUGCACGAUUCAACAAAAUAAAGAGAGUGGCAGUCUCAGAUUUUGCUGAUAUUCCUACAUUAAGAAGAAUUGAUUUAACUGGAAAUAUGAUAGAUGAAAUUGAAGAUGGUGCCUUUUCAAAGCUUCUGUUAUUAGAAGAACUUUCACUUGCUGAAAAUAAACUGAUAAAACUUCCAGUUCUGCCCCCUAAGCUAAUUACAUUUAAUGCAAACUACAACAGAAUUAAGAGCAGAGGUAUCAGAGCAAAUGCUUUCAAGAAGCAGACCAAUUUGUCAUAUCUCUAUCUAGCACACAACACACUGGAAUCUGUACCUCUUAACUUACCAGAGAGUCUGCGUGUUCUGCACCUUCAGUUUAACAACAUAACCUCAAUCACAGAUGACACAUUCUGCAAAUCCAACAACACACGUUAUAUCCGUUCGCGUAUGGAUGAGAUAAGAAUGGAAGGCAACCCAAUCAUCUUGGCAAAGCAUCCUAAUGCUUUUUCUUGCUUGAAAACACUGCCUGUCGGAGCAUAUUAUUAACCACUAUCUAUUAAUUAUACUAAAACUUAAGUAUGGUAACAGAUGAUCAUUCCUGUUCCUUUUUUAAAUGACUAUAUCCUUUCCCUUGUUAAUUAUGUUUUUCUAUAUACCUAUUCUAUGAACUUUUAAUUAUGUUAAAAAUGUAGUUCUAGUCUGAAAAAUCACUAUGUAAAAAAACCAGCAUCUUCUCACUUGGCAUACCCAAUACCACCUGUACUUUCAGAUUCAUGUGAGUUUAUAACAGUGUCAAAAGUAUGGGCUUAACCAUGCAACACUUACUUCUGCAAGCAUCCUUUACUCAUAAGUAUCAUUCCUUUAACUUCAGUGGUUUAAUUGCAACACUCAUAUGAAUACGGACUGCAGGAUCAGGCUGUAAGUUUUAAUUACUUUAUUCAUACUAACACUGCAAAGCAAACACAGCUGUGAGAAUGUUAUUCUGGCUUGCACAUCAGCAGAAUUGCUAAUUAAGUUCCAAGAGACAGCCACCCACCCACACAACUCAAUUGCAAGUUGGAGGCAAUGGGGUUGCACUGGUGUAACUACAACCAGAAUCUGGUUCAAAUCAUUUUAAUUACUGAUUAAAAUCCAUGACCUGUAAAAAGCAUAAGUUCACUCUAAGUCUUUGCCUUGAUCAGGGAAAUCAUUGAAUUCAGAUCAGGCUUCAGCAGAUGAACUUUGUUUUUCUUUUGGUAAACCAAGAAAGUUUCACUGGAACUCCCUAAGAAAAAAUAAAGAUGGACUUUUACAAUGUCACUUUUUAGAAUAGGAGCCAUAGUUCAAUUACUGGAAAAAUGUAAAAAACAGACACAGAAAACUUUAAAAUGCUUAGGAAUAAAAUGCAAAGUUGGUUCUAUCUUAAACUGUAAAACUGUGUGAAAAACUAAUACAAUUAUAUUACCAACAUGGUUUUACCCUUUUAGCUUUUUUCAGAUGCAAGCAAUAUAAAGGGACAGUCUCAGAUUAAUGGUGGGGGCUUCUGACAAUUCAGAUUAAAUAAAGAUAACUACACCUUAAAGAUAUUGAUUCUGACUUAACACAAAUACACAAUUUCAGAUUACUUUUCUUUUUCUGUUUUUGUUUGUUUCAAUAGGAAUUUGCACAGUCCUCAUUUGGCUUAGCUGCUUCAUAAAUACAAAUGUACAGAAAACCCUAAUCACUAAUACUAGACUUAUUUUUCCCACACAAGUGGUAAAUGAAAGGAGCUUGUUGAAAUAUGAAAAGUUCUCAACUUCAGAGCUACUAUUUUUUUUUAUUUGUAUAGUUAUUUAAAUUUCAAAUACAUAAAGGUAUUUCA